AUGGCAACUUCAUCUAUUCAACGAAUACUUGAACUUCGAAAUGCAUCUAUUCCAAAGGAUAAUGAUGAAAUUACUAUUACUGAACAUUAUUCAGCUACACAACUCGUUAUUAAACUAGCUCAAGGUCAAUUAACAGCUGGACAAGUUAUUAAAGCUUAUCUUAAGCGAGCUGGUAUCGCUCAUCAAUUGACUAAUUGUUUUACAGAGUUUCUUAAAAAAGAAGCAUUAGAUCGAGCUAAAUAUUUAGAUGAAGAAUUUAAAAGAAGAGGAGGACCUGUAGGACUACUUCAUGGUUUACCAAUUUCUCUCACGGAUAUGAUUCUUUAUGAAGCAGGUGCUAUUUUCUAUGUUCGCACUACUGAACCACAAAGUCUUAUGCAUUUAGAAUGUAGUAGUCCUGUUUAUGGUACUACUUUGAAUCAAUUUUAUCGAAAUUUAACUUCUGGUGGAAGUACAGGUGGAGAAGAUGCUCUUCUUGGUCUUAAAGCUAGUCCAAUGGGUAUAGGAACUGAUAUUGGUGGAAUACUCGAUAUGGAAUCAUGGUUAAGAGAUUCAUCUCUUGUAUCUAUUCCUUGGAGAUCGAUUAAUUUAAAUUCAAAAAAUUUGACAGUUGCUGUUAUGUGGGAUGAUGGCGUUGUACAUCCUCAUCCAUCUGUUACUUGUGCUCUUCGUGAAACAGUCGAACACUUAAAAAAAUAUGGAAUUCGAGUUAUUGAUUGGGAACCAAUUGAUUAUCAGAAAGGUUGGGGGAUUUGA
Rotaria sordida is the source of this 756-nucleotide messenger RNA. NCBI's taxonomy places the organism in Eukaryota, Metazoa, Rotifera, Eurotatoria, Philodinida, Philodinidae. The record is from the annotation of a GenBank genome assembly.